AUGUGUAGUGCUCUUUAUAAUUUAAGAGUGAAUAACCAGCUAUUAUGUCCAGUCGAAGAAUGCCCUCCAGAAACGUGCAUAGAAGAGACACAAACAGAUCCGCCGGCCCCUUUUACAAGUGAAGAGAGCGAUAUCGCUGAUAACGAGGACAGAUUAUCAACUGAGAGUUCACCUAUAAGGCGACGCAGAGGAGGCAUUUUAAAAGGAGGGAGGCUAUGGAAGUCUUUAGAUACGGACAGGGAUAUUAACGAACAGAAUGAGGACCAACGAUCAACGACUACUGCCAGCGAUGAAGACGGUUCCGUUACUAGGACAGUACGAUUCUUUGAACGAUCACAGGAAUCGAAUGAUGGAGAUACAAUUAAAAAGAAUGAAACGGAAGCGACACAGACGUCAGACGAUGAAACAAACACGCAGAAAGAAACCAGUACAAGUACUAUACACAGGUUGGAAACACCACUAAUUCUGACUAUACAAACACCAAAAACCAACUCGGCCGUCCAGCAACUUUUCAAUAGUAAUAGGCCUCCGCCGCCUGCCAUCGAACCACAACUGAUCACGUCUGAAACCUUAAGAGCUUGGGACGCUGGUGUGAGGCCUAAAGCAGAAGACGCCGCCGUGCGCCGGGUAGCAGAGAGAAAUGCUCUCAGAUGCUCACUUCUUCGCAGCGAAGCAAGGAAAAAGCAACAAGCUAAGCAAGAAACAACGUCACUGGCUGAACGUAUUCGGCUCCUCACAUGCGAUGUAGAAGAUGAGCCUGAAGACCGCGCCUCGCCGGCUAGCAUCAGUAUUGACAAGUUCUCCAGUAGCAGUGAUAAGUCGAGCGACAAGUCAUUCAAUAUCAUGGACAAAAAUUGUGAGAAGGCUUUCGGAAGUGCAUCUUCAAGUUCGUCUUCAUCAACGUUAUCAGCGCCAGUACCCAUACGCCAACAACCGCCAGACUUGGGAGAUGUUCAUCAAGAACACCAAAAGCCAAGACAAGAACCAAGAAGGCAGUUUUUAUCCACCCUGGCCCCGCUCACAGCCUGCGUAGGCAGUGCCGCUCAUCACGAAGGCUUCUACUACGUGCCUCCAGGAGACAGAAACUCUACUUCAGCAGCCACGACUCUUGAUCUACAAGAGCAUAAUGAAGCGCCAGCUCCUGACAUUGUUGCUGGAACACCAGGUGCUAACGACACAGACGACGGUCUAGCUGCGUUUGCCCGAGCAUCUGCUCCCAGGACAGAACGUCUUAGGCAGCGCUACAGCCAGGAGUCGCAGCCAGUCAGCAGCGACGACGAGCAUGACGACUAUGGUUUUCACCGUCGACCCGCGGUCCGAGGAAUAGCAAUGAAACAGCAAUUGGCAGCAUCCGACGACAUUCUACAACAAAUGCAAAGCGAAUUGCAACCGUCCCCCAGUUCGAAUUCGUCACACGUGGCUGCUCACGCGUGCCAGCGAACCACUUCCAACUAUUCCUGGCCAUAUUACUCUGAAGCAAAUCUCAAUUCCAGACCGCAAAGUCGGACAAGCUCUAAUUCCAAUUGGACGAAGUCUUCAGACUACGUGUCGUCACGGCAGUGCAGCAGUAAUACAAUGCCCCAACAGCACUCCGAAGUCUGUCACGCUCACCAGAACAUGACUUCGUACGCACACUACCAGCAGAGGCAGCAAGAAAACCUAUAUAGAAACUGUUCGCUAUAUGCUAAUAUAGGGUGUUCUGACAGCAGUCAAGAGUUAUACAGCUCUCAAACGAGCUCAGAACAGACUUCGCCGAUACGCACGGCAGCGCGUUGCAGACGCCCAGAGUCCCCACCACCGAUCCGAAGUCAUCAUCAGCUGCUUUACGUGCCGUACAACAAUCAUUACCACUACCAACACGACUACCCUGCCCAGUGGGCCGCCAAUGAUUACAACCGACAGGUGCACUCGUACUAUCAACAACAAUCACGCAGUGGGUCCAGCACACCACAACCGAGCACCGCCCACCAACAACGAGUACAUUAUAGUCACGCCCUUCAAAUGCAGAACUUGUGCCCAGCGCCAGCGAGGUACAGACCGGUACCGGCUCCACAACCUGGAGGCGGUAAACAAAUGAUUUGCUAUUCCGAAAAGGUGGCCGCGCCACUCUACCAACCUGCUCCCGGGUCGCCAUCCAGAGCCGUUAGAGGAGCUCCCGAAGGAGCAGCAACUGGAGGACAAGCUCCUGCAGCUUCUUCGCCAAUGGCGCCACCUCCAAAUCCAGUUUAUUAUGCAAUGAACGUCUGA
Messenger RNA from Parnassius apollo (apollo), 2247 nucleotides. The record is from the annotation of a GenBank genome assembly. NCBI's taxonomy places the organism in Eukaryota, Metazoa, Arthropoda, Insecta, Lepidoptera, Papilionidae.